Messenger RNA from Symbiodinium natans, 990 nucleotides. The record is from the annotation of a GenBank genome assembly. NCBI's taxonomy places the organism in Eukaryota, Dinophyceae, Suessiales, Symbiodiniaceae.
AUGGUGGAAGGCGGCUUCACCCCGACUGCUGCAUGGGACACCGUCACUGCGGAGAUGGAGCGGCUCGCAGCCAGGGCCGGUCAGAACUCCCUCGAGGACUUCGCGUUGCACCGAGCGCGCGAAGCGCUGGAGCAGCUGAGGCGCCAGACAGCACCGGAGCCAGCGGAAGCCAGCGCCAAGGCAGCGCUGAGGGCGCAAGUCGCCAUGGAGCGCAAGCGGCACGAAGCGUUGCAGGAGAGGAUCGAUGAGGCUAAGAGUCAGGCUAAAACGGCCGAGGAGAAUCGGGCCAUGCUCCAAGCCGAACUCGAGGAGGUCAGCCGCAAGGUGUCGCAGAACGUGCUGGACUCACCUCGAAAGCAGGCGGCCGCCGAUCGCGUGAAGGAGAUGCAUGACCAGCUCGCGGCUGCCAAGGUGGAAGCUCGGCAGGUUGCCGAUGAGACGCGUGCCAUGGCCGUGGAGCGGUAUGAGAUUGAGAAGCUGAUCACCGAGGCGCAGGCUCGACAGUCGACAGGCUCCACCACUGCCUUGGGGCAGGACCAGGUGAAGGCCGAACUCCUGCAGAUUGCGCACCGCGCCUCGGACAAUGCGAGGACCCUGCAAGAAGCCAUGGCUGAAGUGAGCAGCAAGGCACCGCCUGCUGCCAGAGCUGCAGGAAUUCCAGAAACAUCUGCUGCCGCAGCGUUCCUAAACUCUGAUCUCGGCAGAAGCACUCCCCAGUCUCCACAAAGCAAGAUGGACAUCUCGAAAGGCCUCUUCCAUUCGAGUGGUGGCCUGCAACAUCUGGCGAAUCGCGGUCGGAGUUUGGCCACUGCCUCGUCGGGAAGCCUUGGAUCACCGACAUCGACCGCAUAUCGCGGAGGUUCAGCAGAUCUGGAGAGCAUCCAGGAGAGGCUCAACGCGUUGAGGGGGAAUUUGUCGGACAUGGCAAACCAGCGUCAACACCCAAAUGGCACUACAAGGACCGCCUUUGGUUCCGCAGCUCCUGGCUGA